CGCGCAGCAGAGCAACGUGCACGCGCGCAUCUUGUACCUGCUGCUGCCGUUGCUGCCGCCGUCUCCCCUCAUCAUCACAAAGGCCCCGGCGCGCCCGCCCGCCCGCCCAUCCGCCCGCCGGUUGCCAUGUCGUCGAACCCGUUCCGCAAAAAGGCGCUGCAGGCCAUCGACACGGGCCGCGCCCAGUCCCCCGCCAAGUCGAGCUUGCGCAGCUCCUCGUCCAACUCGCCGCUGCCCGCCGCCGCCGCCGCUCUCGAAGGCAGCGAUGCCGCCCUCGACUCGGACGUCCUCAGGCGGCCCAAGCCCGUCAAAAAGGUCCGCGUUAUGUCCCCGCCGCCGCUGUCCCCCGACUCGCCCGAGUGGCCGCGCAGUAGUAGCGCCCCCUUCUACGAGUAUCCGCCGCCCGGCGCCGUCCUUGGUCCGGACGCCGCGCCCGCCUUCGCAUAUGCCCCCGGGCCGGGGGAUCCCUUCAACGGCGCGCCCGCCUCCGCCGAUGACGAGAGCGACCGCGAGACUGCCAGCAGCACGGCUACGCCUCCUCCGCCGCCGAGGCCGCCCGCCGCCGCCGUCAAGGGGCGGAACCCCGGAACGCUCGUCGCGGCACCUAUGCCCAUCUCGACACCUACAUCCUCAUUAGAAUCGGCGGCGGCGGCGGCGGCGGCAGGCGUCCCGGCGAACCCCUUCAGUAAGACGCUGCAGGACCUGGAGCAGUCGCGGGAACUUGAGGCGCAGAAUCGCAGCGAAGGAGAGGCUCUCAAGGCAGGCAACGCUGCCGCGCGUCAGUCCCUCAACGUCGAUUCGUUCCGGCGGCUGCUCAUGACGGGCAAGGCGGAUGACGACGAUGCAGCGAGGAAACAGGACGACCUGACCGGGAGUAUAAAUCGCCCAACAGCCAGAGACGAGGACGACACAUCCGAGUCGACUGACUACAUCACAACUGAGGACGAGGCUGGGCGCGCGCAAUCAUCGAGUCCGAACCAGCAAAAGUCCUCCAAGGAGAAGAAGGCUCCGCCGCCGCCGCCUAGCUCGCGCCAUGGUAAAUCUCUCAAGGAGGAUGCGUCCGCGCGCCUCGCCCCGUCGACGACCACUUCCACAGAUAUCAACAAGCCGUUGCCCAUAUCACCCGUGCGGAGAAGCUACGAUGACGAGUCCCCCUUCGACCGCGAGUCCGCUGGCAAGGUACCAGAGUCGGAAGAGGAGCCGGAGGAGAAGCUAGCGGAAGAGUCUGAGUCUACGACACAAUCGCUGGCCACCACGCCUGCGAGGCAACCCAGUUUGAGAAAGUCGGCGCCGGCGCCCCCGCCACGGAGAGGCCACGCUCGGUCCGAUACGCGGUCCGAGUCACAACUACCGCAACCGCAGCACGACGCGCCGGCGAGGACGUCGACAGACGACGGCACGCCCAGGCAGCCUGCUCAGGCGCCGCUCCCACCUCCCCCGCGGAGACCGCACGCAACGCCGCGGCAGACCUCGUCACAGGGCGGCUCCGCCGCGCAAAUCGUCCAAGCGGCUGCCUCCACACCGUCUCUGUCACAUUACUACGAGUCCGACUCCGACAGAGCCGCCGCGGCCUCGGAUGCUACUCCCGCGGGAAGCAGCCCCAGCGCGAGCAAGCUCCCCUCGCCGAGGCCGCCCGCGCCGCCGCCCGCGCGCAACUCCUCCGUGCGGCAACGGCCCCCGAGCGUGAGCAGCGUCGACGGCAUCAGCAGGCGCAUCUCGGGCGAGGCGCCGCCACGGACGUCCCGUGACGGGGCACCUCCGCAUCUGGGUCCUCCGCCACCACCGCCGCCCAAGAGACAGAGGGGCAACAGCUCGAGCAGCACCAAUGACCUCAGGAGGGCGAGCGGCGAGAGCGCGUCGCGGCCACAGCUCCAGCACCCGUCAGGGGAAAGUUCGGGCAAGGGCGUGGACAUUCUGGCGGACCUGGACGCGUUGCAAAGGGAGGUGGAUGCUCUGCGGGGGAAGAUGCGCUAGAUCUGGAUGGGGGAUGCGAUGUUCCCUCCCUCUCUCCCUCCCAUGUACGCGGAAGGGUGUGCUGGUUGAGAGCGCCGGUGCGGCAAACACCUCUCUCACAAUAUAGAUGGCAUGGACGGCUGUGGCAUGACCGGUCAGAGAAUUCACAGUUGUACAAUACCGGAGAUACGUAGCGUUGAAGCUGAGAAUAUGCAUGUCACGCCGCACGGCACAGGGCCUGCAUGCGACGGUGGCUCUGAG
Messenger RNA from Purpureocillium takamizusanense, 2214 nucleotides. RefSeq lists its product as uncharacterized. The transcript has a single exon. The record is from RefSeq and is a predicted model, not a curated record. NCBI's taxonomy places the organism in Eukaryota, Fungi, Ascomycota, Sordariomycetes, Hypocreales, Ophiocordycipitaceae. Bases 127 to 1974 code for a protein of 615 amino acids.